AUGAAUGAUCAAUUUCUCAUUGCUGACUACGGUCUAAACGACGAGAUGGGUAAACUUCUGAUUGCUGGCUAUGAUUUAUAUGAUGAGAGAGGUAAACUUCUGAUUGCUGGCUACGAUUUAAAUGACGAGAUGGGUAAACUUCUGAUUGCUGGCUAUGAUUUAUAUGAUGAGAGAGAUACCAAACGACGCAUUACUCCAUUUGCAGUAUAUGAACUAUUCUCAGUACCUUUUUACUAUUAUGGAAAACGCGUUCGUUUAGCAAAUUUACCAAAAGCUAUUGGUAUUGAUUACACUAACUUUCAGCUUAUUAAAUGGAGUGAAACUGAUUUUCAAAUCUGCAAUUUCAACGAUAUGUCUGUUUGCCGAGAAACACCACCAAUUAUUACAAAAUGGAGUGAUACUUGCUUAUUUCAAAUACUCAACGAUUCCACUCUAUCCUCCUGCCGUACCGAACCUUACAACGAUGAUAUAUUCUAUCGCCAGAUAGGAUCACAAUGGAUUAUAUCCACAACACGAAUGCAAAGAUGUAAUCUUGCCACAGCCCCUACGGUUAACACACCGCAUCUCAUUCAGAACACGGGUCGAACAUUAUCUACAGUUACAUUAAUUACUAUUCCACCUAAAACAACACUCUUAUGUGAUCAAUUCAACAUACCCGCUUCACCUGACGUUUCAACUCAACCCGUUUCUUUAUGGGACUUUUCUUUAACUAACUUUACUUACGGUGAACAAUUUGACAUGUCAGAUUACUUACGUAAUCAUACUCGAUGGCCAAAAGUACCAUUUAUAUCAAACGAACUACAAGAAGUUAUUAAAUUUAUUUCUCAACAACCGCUGCCUUCUAUCACCCCUGCUCAGUCAAUGCCCUCACUACGAGACCUACAUCGACACCCAAUUGGUAUUCUCAAUAUAGCUACUCUCAGUAUUAUCAUAUCACUAUUUAUCAUCUUAGCAUUAUGUUUUUUUCUUCGACGUCCUCGUUUGCCAUCCGUUUAUUUCCGAAUCCCGACUUCAACAAACCUCCCAACAAUGACAUAA
Messenger RNA from Adineta ricciae, 1038 nucleotides. NCBI's taxonomy places the organism in Eukaryota, Metazoa, Rotifera, Eurotatoria, Adinetida, Adinetidae. The record is from the annotation of a GenBank genome assembly.